Molecule: messenger RNA, 1467 nt
Organism: Ambispora leptoticha
Lineage: Eukaryota; Fungi; Glomeromycota; Glomeromycetes; Archaeosporales; Ambisporaceae
Source: the annotation of a GenBank genome assembly
AUGCACCACACAUUUCUGACUAAUCUCUCGCGUGACCUUUCGAAACUACUUGCUGAUGCUGAUGAUUACAAUAUCAUUAUUUAUGUUGGUGAAGACUCAAGCGCAAAACAAUUUAAAGCCCAUACUAACUUAUUACGCGCUCGUUCACCGUAUUUUCGAACGGCUCUAAGUAGUGACUGGGUGGUCAAAGAGGAUGGAAUAAUCGUGUUCAAGAAACCAAAUAUUUCACCUGUGGUAUUUGAGAUUAUUCUAAAAUAUAUCUAUAGUGGUGAUAUAGCAUUGGAGGAAUACGACGCCACUGACAUUUUAGCUCUAUUGGUGGCCGCGGAUGAAUUAAUACUUGAAGAAUUGGUGGCGCACGUUCAACAUCAUCUUAUUCAUAACAAACCAUCGUGGCUGCACGAAAAUUUUGUGCAAGUCAUGCACACCGUAUUUCGUCUUCAAGCUUGUAAAACUUUUCAAGACCAUUGUAUUGAUGCGAUUUGUAGUGAUCCACAAUCAUUUUUCACAUCCGAUGAGUUCACAACGAUCGAAGAAGACAUCCUUCUCGCAUUACUGAAGAGAAAUGAUUUGGAGAUGGAUGAAGUGGAUAUUUGGAAUCAUGUGCUUAGAUGGGGUAUUGCACAGACUCCAACUAUUGAGAACUCGGCUGGUCAUUGGACACCGGAAGAAUUCGAAGCAUUGGAGAAAAAAUUGCAUGAAUGCAUUCCGCUGCUACGAUUCUUUGAAAUGUCGCCGUCGGAAUUUUACGAUCACGUUCGUCCAUUUAAACCAUUACUGCCAAUCGAGUUAUAUGAAGAUCUUGUUCGAUCUCAUUACAAACCACAGCUUCCUCGUCAAUGUGUCGUAUUACCGCCAAGAUCUCCACGAAUCGAUUCCACGAUAAUUAGCUCAAAACAUGUCACCAUGAUUUCUCAUUGGAUCGAAGGUGGUUCUGGCAAACCGCCUACCUAUCAUAAACCUCGUUUCCAAUUUAAGCUUCUUUAUCGUGGAACUCGUGACGGAUUCACACCGCGCGCUUUCCGAAAUAAAUGUUCUAAUCAAGGACAGAACGUGGUGCUAUUGAAAAUACAAGGAACUGGCAAAAUUAUUGGCGGAUACAACCCAAUCGGAUGGUGCAAUAGAGCUGACUACGCUGAGACAAAGAAAAGUUUUAUAUUUUCUAUUGAUGAUAAUAAUAACGAAAACGGGACGUCUACGAUGGAAAAGUUGAAUUCAGACGAGAGAUCCAUUCGUGGAUUUCCAGUUUCUGAAGAACCGAAAUUGAGCCGGGUUUCUAUCAGCAUGUCAACUUCGGCUAUUUUCGACUUGGAAAGCUAUGGACCGAACUUUGGUAAAGGUGAUUUGGUGAUCUAUGAGAAUUGUAAAACUGGAUCUUGUCGAAAAUAUACUUACGAACAUGAAAUAAUGGAUCCUGGUGAUUUCGUCUCUGAAGAAUUCGAAGUUUUCAAAAUAGUCGAAAAAUGA